AUGAAUAAGCCUAAGCGGAAGAAACAGAAGAAGAACAACCAGCAGCCAUCACCUUCUGCUGUGUUGGAUGCCACUGAUGUUGUGAUGGACAAAUCAGGGCAUGACAGCACAAAUGUGGGAGCUCCAUCAGGGGCUUCUGAUGUUACUAUCAGUCCCAGAAUUGGAGAGGGUCCAGAAUAUACCAAGUUAAACUCUACCGAUGAUUUCUUGGAGGAAAAUAAAGUGAAUAAACACUACUCUCAGAAAUCUAAGCUCAAGAAACAGAUGAAAAAUAAGCACGAGCAAUCUCCUUCUGCUCUACUGGAUACUUGUGCUGCUGUGGAGGAUAAAUCUGGAAGUAGUUACGUAGAUGGGAAAGGUUCGCUAGGAGCUACUGAUAUUAGUACGAGUUCCAGAACUGGAAAGGAUCAUGACUGUCCUGAGGUAAACAUAGCUAAUGAUUUGGUGGAGGUAAAGAAUGGGAAUAACAACAACUCACAGAAACCUAAGAACAGGGAACGGAAAAGGAAGAAGAUGGCUCCAGUAGCUGUUACUGAGACACCCCCUGUGGGUGGUGUCAGCUCAGAUGAAAGGAAGGAUGUGUUUGAGACAGGCUCCAUGAAGGUUACAGCUAAGUCAACUAUUAUUUCCAUGACCUCCACCUCAGGAGAAAAUUACAAAGAAAAUGUCCGGGACAUCUACUCACCAGAAGGGUCGCUUGUAAGGUUUCAGAGGAAAAAACUUCUUAUUCUUGAUAUUAACGGUAUACUUGCGGAUAUCAAUACAGACCGCGAUGUUGCUCACAUGGCAGAUGGAAGGGUUCGAGGAAAAAAUGUCUUCAAAAGAUAUUACCUUGAUGAUUUUCUGAGAUUUUGCUUCCAGAACUUCGAGCUAGGGAUAUGGUCAUCGAGAAUGAAAGUAAAUGUGGAUGCUGUUCUUGAUAUCCUUAUGAAAGAUCUCAGGCGACACUUGCUAUUCUUCUGGGACGCUUCUCAAUGCACUACUACUAAUCGUGGUACUCUUGAAAACCGCUACAAACCAUUAGUAUUGAAGGAACUAAAGAAACUGUGGAAUAAAGAGGACCCUGAUCUUCCAUGGGAGCAAGGGGAAUUUUCACCUUCAAAUACUUUGCUUGUGGAUGAUUCUCCUUACAAGGCUCUGCGCAAUCCGCCACACACUGCCAUUUUUCCACAACCCUAUAGCUAUCAUAUGGAGGAGGAUGAAUCAUUGGGACCAGGUGGAGAUCUUCGUGUGUAUCUAGAGAACAUUGCUGCUGCAGAUGAUGUUCAGCGGUAUGUCCAGGAGCACCCUUUUGGUCAACCUUCCAUUACCGAGAGUCAUCCACAUUGGAAUUUCUAUGCGAAAAUACAUUGCACUGGAUAGACUCGAAUAUUCAGAUAGACGUGCAUGGUUGUGAGCUUCCGUACAGUGUCAGCAAGAGAUUUAGUGGGGCUUGUGUUGGUUGUUGGAUGGCAGGAAGUCCCCCUCUCAAGUUUUGUUUGUUCACUUAGCAUGGCUGCCUGUAGGCCUGUUUUGUUGCAUAGAUCAUUGGUCAGUAGAUAUAGCCGAUUCCAACAAUUUUGAUACUUUGUUUAGCUACGUGCUUAUCCUAAACUAGACGAACAUGUGAGCUUUGCCUCGCCGCCUGCAUGACGUUUUCUCACAGCGUGACUGGUGCGAGUUAUUUGGUGGCAGUAAACCUUUUAGCUUUGUUUGAUUCUUUUUACCUGUUUUGUAUUGCUACCUGAGUUUAUUUGGAUUAGAUAUGCUGAUCAGAUCAUA
Messenger RNA from Lolium rigidum, 1761 nucleotides. RefSeq lists its product as uncharacterized. Bases 1 to 1362 code for a protein of 453 amino acids. Gene Ontology annotation, molecular function: phosphoprotein phosphatase activity. Lineage: Eukaryota; Viridiplantae; Streptophyta; Magnoliopsida; Poales; Poaceae. The record is from RefSeq and is a predicted model, not a curated record. The transcript has 6 exons.